Chaetura pelagica (chimney swift) is the source of this 2019-nucleotide messenger RNA. It is a transcript of the gene CCDC174, whose product is annotated as coiled-coil domain containing 174. Lineage: Eukaryota; Metazoa; Chordata; Aves; Apodiformes; Apodidae. Bases 1 to 2019 code for a protein of 672 amino acids. The record is from RefSeq and is a predicted model, not a curated record. The transcript has 11 exons. Gene Ontology annotation, cellular component: nucleus.
AUGGGGCUGCAGUCACAGUCUCGUACUGCCACCUACUGUGUGGAGACCCCGCUCCUGGCGCCAUUGGUGGAUCUCAAAGCAGAACUCUUCCGAAAGCAAGAAGAAUUCAAGAAAGAAAAGCUCUUGAAAGAUGCUGGCAUCUUCACAAAACCCAAAACUGCUAACAAGAAACCAAGCAUUUGGAACAAACAAAACACAGGAGUUGCAAAUCGAGCUGAGAAAGAUGUUGAACAGAAGACAGAAGAGGAGCAUAUAUUAGAUAAGUCAAGGAAGAAACUAGAAGAGAAAGCAAAGCUGUAUGAGAAGAUGACAAAAGGCGACUUUCCAGAUGAAGAAACCGAGGAUUUGUACCUAGUGGAUUUCACUCAGAAGAUCAUAGACAAACAGCACGAAGCACAGGAGCUGUAUCAGAGCGAAGCUGCUAGAAAGUCUUUAGAAAAAGAGUCAGAUGAUGAGGAAACUCAACCUGAAACAGAAAUACCACCACCUGAGGACCCAGAUGAAGAAUGGGUCGAUUAUGUUGACUUCUUGGGCCGAUCAAGACGCUGUAUGAAGAAGGAUUUGCCAAGUCUACUCAAAAUGGAUCAGGAACUUCAAGGGAAAAGACAAGGUCUUGAUGGGAAUACUCUGUUAUCUGAAGAUAUGAGAAGAGAACUUCAGAGGCAGCAGUGGGAAAAAGAAGAAGAAGAAGCCCUCAGAAAACCUAUGGGACCAAUACAUUAUGAGGACAUUCGAGAAAAUGAGGCCAGACAGCUUGGUGUUGGUUAUUUUGCCUUUUCUCGUGACAAAGAACUUAGGAAUAAACAACGGGCAACACUGGAUAUGCUAAGAGAGCAGACACUUGAUCAGAGAACUAAACGUGAACAGUUAAAAGAAAAAAGGAAGGCAGCUCUGGAUGCAAGGCUGUCUAAGCUUCGAGCACGGAAGGUUAAGAAGUUAAGGGAAGCUGGAUUAGAUGAAGAGGCCGACAAACUGGAGAAUGGAGAGGUGAAAGGUGUUGCUGAUGAACCAGAGGCUCCAAAAGUUCCUGCAGCAAGUAGAAAGGUAGAGGUUGUCAUCCAGGAGAGAAGAGACACAAAGCCUGGCGUGCCCUAUGUCCGAGAGUGGGAUAAAGGCAAAGAACUGAUGUUUGGGCAAUGGUCAAAGAAACAGGAAGAACUCAGAGAUGAGCGAGAUCCAGAAUUUGCACCACCUUCUGAUUACUUUCUGGGACAAAAGAAAGAUGACAAUUACAGAAGUCAGAAUUUGAACAGUCCUGAAACCUCCUCUGAAAAACUGGAAACAGAGGCAGCAGAAAAGCAACAGGCCAACGGCAGCAGCACUGGAGCUGGGACACCAUCAGCACAGCCUUUCAACAGCAGAGUUCAAGACGAGUCAGUAUCCGCAGCCUCCCGUGGCAAUGACACUCGGAAUGAGCCAUCAUCCUCGGAAGAUGACAGCAGUGAUGAUGAAGAUACACUGCCAUCAGCACAUGCUUAUGGCUAUGGUGCUCAAGGUGUGCCACCAUCCAUGCAGGCUUAUGGCUAUGGACCUCAAGAUGUGCUGUCACCAAUGCAGGCUUACGGCUACGGCGCUCACGAGAUGCCAUUUCCAGUGCAGGCUUAUGGCUACGGCGCCCAAGGGAUGCUGCCACCCAUGCACACCUAUGGCUAUGGUGCUCAUAACGUGCCGUUCCCAAUGCAUGCUUAUGGCUACAGCACCCAAGAUGUGCCACCACCAAUGCAGGUCUACAGCUGCAACGCCCAAGAUGUCCCACCACCAAUGCAGGCUUGUGGUUGCAGUGUCCAAGAUGUCCCAUCAUCAGUGGAGACCUGUGGCUGCAGCACCCAAAAUGUCCCAUCAUCAGUGGAGACAUGUGGCUGCAGUGCCCAAAACGUGCCACCAUCAGUGGAGACCUGUGGCUGCAGCACCCAAGAUGUGCCUCCUUCAGCACAGACCAACAGCAGUGACACUCAAAACCAGGAGCCACUUUACCAAAGCUUAGAUGAUAUGCUGUCUUACUACAGACAAGUGACUUGA